This is a messenger RNA of Chenopodium quinoa (quinoa), 1632 nucleotides long. RefSeq lists its product as uncharacterized. Lineage: Eukaryota; Viridiplantae; Streptophyta; Magnoliopsida; Caryophyllales; Amaranthaceae. The record is from RefSeq and is a predicted model, not a curated record. The transcript has 4 exons. The coding region runs from base 1 to 1632 and encodes 543 amino acids.
AUGUUGGGUUCUGCUUCUGUACCAGAUAGAACUAUUCAUAUGAGUGUGAUUGUUGAGGGACUUGUUCUUCUCUCUAAGAAGAAAGUUCACUUAUGCAGAAGUUUUAGUAGAGAUGAUGUACAGAAAGCUUUGUGGAGCAUUGAUGAGGACAAGGCUCCAGGGCCUGAUGGUUUUUCUAGUAAAUUCUUCAAAGCAGCCUGGAAUUUUGUAGGAAAUGAUGUGACUGAUGCUGUGUUGGAUUUUUUUACAACAGGGAAAUUACUAAAACAGAUGUUAUGUGAGAGGUUGAAGGAGGUUCUGCCUGGGAUUAUUGAUGGGGUACAGGGACCUUUUAUUAAAGGGAGGUCCAUUCUUGAUAAUAUUCUGAUUUUUAUUGAGGACAUGCUUGUGGGGCUUGGUUUUCCUGAUAGAUUUGUACAAUGGAUCAUGUGCUGUGUUAGCACACCAGCUUUCUCUAUUAUGUUGAAUGUUGGAAUACAUGGUUUCUUUCAAGGGAAAAGGGGAAUUAGACAAGGUGACCCUGUUUCCCCAUUAUUAUUUGUGAUUGUGAUGGAAUAUCUCACCAGAUUGCUGAAGAAGAUUGGUAAAAUGAGAGGUUUCAGGUUUCAUUCCAGAUGUAAGAGUAUUGGGCUGAAUCAUUUAGUCUUUGCUGAUGAUUUGAUGUUGUUCUGCUAUGGGGAUCAUAAAUCAGUUGAAUUGUUGAUUAGAGGCCUCAAAACUUUUGAGAAAUGUUCAGGUCUGAUGGCUAAUACAGACAAAUCAGCUAUUUACUUUGGUAAUGUCCCUGCUCCUGUUCAGACUCAAAUCACCAGGACCUCUGGUUUCUCUGUAGGCAAGUUUCCUUUCAGGUACCUGGGUAUUCCUCUUAAUGCAAGAUACUUAAAAAUUGCAGAUUUUGAUAGCCUAAUUGACAAGAUGCUUGCUAAAAUCUCAUGCUGGUCAAGUAGACAUCUCUCAUAUUCUGCAAGAACAUUACUUGUUAACUCUAUGCUACUAAGUUUGCACACUUACUGGGCUCAGUGUUUGCUUCUCCCUUCUGGUGUUAUGCAUAGAAUAGUUCAAUUAUGUAGAGCUUUUUUGUGGAGUGGUGAUGCAGAUUGGCGGAGUUAUUCUCCAAAGAAAUCAGGUGGUUGGGCCUGGAAGAAACUAUGUGUUGUGAAGGAGGAAUUGAAGUUUGGCUUUGAAGAAAAGGGGUGGCUUGAUAGCAGCUAUAGAAUUUCAGCAGCUUAUGUUUGGCUGCAGGGAAGUAUGACUGAAGUUGGCUGGCAUAAGUGGAUUUGGAAUUCUUAUAAUGUUCCAAAGCAUACUUUUAUUUCUUGGCUAGCUGUUUUGAACAGGUUGAGGAAUAGAAGUAUCUUAGCAUAUAUAGGGGUCUGUGAUGACCCAAUCUGUUUGCUGUGUGGUCAGGAAGAAGAAACCAGAGAUCACCUGUUUUUCAAGUUCCCCUACAGCAGGAAAUGUCUGUCUAUGAUUAGCUCGUGGCUUGGAAUUCAAGAACAGCUAUUCUCCAUUGAUGAUACUUGGAUCAGUUUGAGGGAACAGGUUGAAGACUCUAUAAAAAAGAGAUGUGUUCUGGCUGUUCUAGUUGCUGUAGUAUAUCAUAUCUGGAUGGCUAGGAACAUUGCAUACUAG